Messenger RNA from Leptidea sinapis, 4477 nucleotides. RefSeq names its product phosphoribosylformylglycinamidine synthase (gene Pfas). Lineage: Eukaryota; Metazoa; Arthropoda; Insecta; Lepidoptera; Pieridae. The record is from RefSeq and is a predicted model, not a curated record. The transcript is spliced from 23 exons. Gene Ontology annotation, molecular function: phosphoribosylformylglycinamidine synthase activity. The coding region runs from base 192 to 4211 and encodes 1339 amino acids. Gene Ontology annotation, biological process: 'de novo' IMP biosynthetic process.
CGAACUAAUAUUCUGCUAAGUAUCUGUUUAUUGUAAGAGCAAAGGCACUGUACGAGAAGGUGAAGUGGUGAAGGUGUCAGUACUCAGUGUCAGACGGGGGACGUCACAAUUUUAUGUGAUUUUAUUAUUUUUGAAAUUUUGAAUCGAAAUUUGAAUUUUGUGACCGGGCAUUUCGACCAGCUAAGAAUACAAUGAGCAUAGUGAGAUUUUUUACCAGAGAGGCGUUUAGUGCGCAUAAAACUCAUGAAAUAUUGGAAAAGUUAAAAGUUGUACAGUGUGAUAUAGUAAAUUUAUCAACCGAACUUUGCUAUCAUGUGGAACUUGCCGAAGGAUGUGAAUAUCUCAAUAUAAAUCAAAUCAAAAUUCUACAAUGGCUUCUUAGUUCACCUUUACAGCCACAUUCUUUGAGAAACGAAUCGGUAUUUAAGAAUAUUCAAGGCGAUCAAGUGAUUAUUGAAAUUGGACCAAGGUUCAAUUUUUCCACUGCGGACUCUAGUAACUCUGUACAGAUUUGUGAGAGUGUGGGUCUUCAUGAUGUUGUCAGACUUGAGGUUUCAACAAGAUAUCUCAUCACAUUCAAAACAGCCAAAACUGUUGAUGAUGUUCUAUUGGAGAAAUUGGCGGCACCUCUUCAUGACAGAAUGACUCAAUGCAUUUAUACUAAGGAAAAUCUUCCUCGGCAUAGUUUUAAUGAAGGUUUGCCAAAAGACUUGGAACCAUGGUAUGUUGUGCCUUUACAGAAAGAAGGCAUGGGGGCGAUGAAAAGAGUGAACCAGAAACUAGGAUUAGCUUUUGAUUCUUGGGACAUGGAAUUCUACAUGGAUUUGUUUGUUAAUAAACUGAAGAGAGAUCCAACUAGUGUGGAAUUAUUUGAUCUUGCUCAAAGUAAUAGUGAACAUUCAAGGCAUUGGUUUUUCAAGGGUAAAAUGAUACUGGAUGGAAAGGAAAUAAGUGAAUCACUUAUAGAUAUGGUCGCUUCUACUCAGAAGUUUUCAAAUGAUAACAAUGUCAUUAAAUUUGGUGAUAACAGCAGUGCCAUAAAAGGAUUUCAACACACAAAAAUAAAACCUAGUAAUGUAGGAGCUCCAUCUCAAGUUAUAUCAGAGACAGUGGAGUCCGAUAUAAUAUUUACAGCCGAAACUCACAACAUGCCAACAGCUGUAGCUCCAUUCAGUGGCGCUACUACCGGGACAGGGGGCAGAAUACGGGACGUACAGGGGGUGGGCAGAGGAGGGCAUCCUGUAGCAGGAACUGUCGGUUAUAGUGUUGGGAACAUUCAAAUUCCAGGUUACGAUUUGCCUUGGGAAGAUAAAAGUUGGAAAUAUCCAAACAAUUUUGCAAGUCCGCUACAAAUUUUGAUUGAGGCCAGUAAUGGUGCAUCCGACUAUGGUAACAAGUUUGGAGAACCGGUUGUUUCAGGAUUUGUCCAGUCGUAUGGUCUGAAGAAUGGAGAUAAUGUGAGAGAAGAAUUUGUUAAGCCAAUAAUGUUCAGUGCAGGCAUUGGUUACAUGCCACAUACUAUGAUAAAGAAAAAUAAGCCGGAAAAAGGUAUGUUGCUGGUGAAGGUGGGUGGGCCCGUGUAUCGUAUCGGAGUAGGUGGCGGAGCGGCAUCCUCAGUGGAGGUACAGGGAGGAGGGACUCGAGACCACGCACUGGACUUCGGUGCGGUCCAGAGAGGUGAUGCUGAGAUGGGUAACCGGCUGAAUAGAGUUAUUCGUGCUUGCUUGGAAGCUGACGUUAAUCCAGUGGAAUCAAUUCACGACCAAGGAGCCGGCGGUAAUGGAAACGUGCUUAAAGAGCUGGUAGAACCGGAAGGAGCGGUCGUAUUCACCAAGGAAUUCCAGCUGGGAGACCCCACCAUCACGACCCUGGAGUUGUGGGGCGCAGAGUACCAGGAGAACGACGCUCUGUUGUGUACCAAGCGGAAUAGACCUAUAUUAGAAGAAAUUUGCAAACGAGAGAGAUGUCCUGUGUCAUUCGUGGGUGAAGUGACCGGUGAUGGAUACGUGAGUCUUGUGGAGGACUCCUACCAGGACAAGUACAUUGAGAGAUCGAAUAGAAUUCGAUCAGACGUCAAGUCUAAGCUGCCAUACGAUUUGCAUUUAGAGGCUGUUUUGGGUAAUAUGCCACGGAAGACUUUUGAUCUAAAGACGGAGCAACGUACAAAAGUACCGCUGACAUUGCCUAGCGACAUUACUGUAGAGGAAGCUCUCAACCGAGUGCUCCGGUUGGUCAAUGUCGGCAGUAAGAGAUAUCUCACGAAUAAGGUGGACCGCUGCGUCACGGGCCUGGUGGCUCAGCAGCAGUGCGUGGGUCCUCUCCAGUCGCCGCUGGCCGACUGCGCCGUGCUGGGCCUGUCGUACUCCGAGCUGGUGGGGUCGGCCACGGCCAUCGGCACCCAGAACAUCAAGGGGCUGCUCGAGCCCGCGGCCGGCGCUCGCCUGUCGCUGGGAGAAGCUCUCACCAACUUGGUGUUCGCCGGUAUAACGCAGCUGGAGGACGUGAAGUGCUCGGGCAACUGGAUGUGGCCGGGCAAGACGGGCGCGGCGGGCGCCGCACUCGUGGUGGCGUGUCGAGCGCUGGCGGCGGCCAUGGCGGUGGUGGGCGUGGCCGUGGACGGCGGCAAGGACUCGCUGUCCAUGUGUGCGGACGUGGGCGGGGACACGGUUCGUUCUCCGGGGACCCUGGUGGUGUCAACGUACGCGCCCUGCCCUGACAUCACGGUGAAAGUGGAGCCGGCACUUGUCAAGGAAGGCUCGGCGCUGGUUCACGUUCCUGUGUCAUCCAACUAUAGGAUCGGUGGUUCUGCAUUGGCUCAGUGCUACAAACAACUAGGAGACAACCCACCCGACGUCGACGACCCGACUGUGCUCAAAUCUUUGUUUAAAGUUACACAAAAGUUGUUGAAAGACAAGAAGCUCCUCUCCGGCCACGAUAUAAGUGAAGGAGGCUUCAUAACAACAGCGUUGGAAAUGGGCAUCGCUGGUGUUAGAGGACUGUACCUCAACAUAGAAGUGGACUCACGAGUGCCCACUAUCAAUGCACUGUUCAAUGAAGAGCUGGGUAUUAUUGUGGAGGUUGACCAGAAUAAUGUGCAGUAUGUUCUCAACGAGUAUAACACUAAUGGAGUUCAAGCUAAGGUUGUCGGUACUACUGGACAGUAUGGCAUGCAUUCUGAGAUUUUGGUGAACGUAAAUGGAAAGCAAGUGCUGAAUACGAAGCUAAUCGAUGUAUUUAGAAUGUGGGAAGAGACCAGCUUCCGGGUGGAAUGUCUGCAGGCCAACACGGAGUGUGUCAAACAAGAGUGGAAUGGUUUGGAGAACCGUAAAGGGCCAUCAUACUCGGUGACGUUCGACCCGACCGCAGCUGUCGUCAAAUGUAAAUCUGUUCGCGUCGCAGUACUACGGGAAGAAGGCACAAACGGUGACAGAGAGAUGAUAGCGUCGCUGAUGAUGGCUAACUUCGAGGUGUUCGACGUGACUAUGAGUGAUCUACAAUCCAAUAAGAUCACUCUCGACGCGUUCCAAGGACUUGUGUUCCCGGGCGGGUUCAGCUACGCAGACACACUUGGUUCAGCAAAAGGAUGGGCAGCCGGGAUUUUGUUUUCGGAAUCUCUCUACGGCCAGUUCUCGCACUUCAAGGGCAGGAGCGACACGUUUUCCCUGGGCGUGUGCAACGGAUGUCAACUGAUGGCGUUACUGGGUUGGAUAGACCCCGCCCAGAACACCGGCUCUGUUCGCAAGACACAAAUAUUCCUCGACCGUAAUCAGUCCGAGAGAUUCGAGUGCCGCUGGAGUGCAGUGAAAAUAAACGAGGAUAAAACAAAAGAGGAUGUUUGGUUCCGUGGAAUGGAUGGCAGCGUACUCGGGGUGUGGGUCGCUCAUGGCGAGGGACGGUUCUCGUUCGCAGAAGGUCAGGUGCGGGAGGCACUGACGAGGAACAAACAGGUGGCGCUGCAGUACGUGGACGAUGAUGGCGGGCCUACCGAGGAGUACCCCAUGAACCCUAAUGGAAGUCCAGAUGGACUUGCUGGAGUAAGAUCAGCUGAUGGUCGUCACAUAGCAAUGAUGCCCCACCCUGAAAGAUGUGUGCUUCGUUGGCAAUGUCCAAUCAAACCCCCUACAAGUUACAACCAAGCCAACCCCCAUAGCAACUACUCCCCAUGGAUGAGACUAUUCCAAAAUGCUUACAUAUGGGCAUCAAAACAAUAAUUUAAACAAUGUUAAUACUUGCCUUUCUUUAGUUUUUGUAUUUAAAUUAAUAAUAAUGAAAUAAAUUUAUAUUUUAUAGAAUUAAGAUUUAAAAGUAGAAUUACAUUUUAAGGUUUAAAAGGUAAUGAAUGUACUAAUAUAAAAAGUUAAAAAACACAUUCCUGAAUCUCGAGUCUUCCCUUCUUUGAUUUUUUACGUCAUAUUAUUUACAAUGAAGCUGUUUAAUUGAUUGUUAAGAAAUAAAUAAAUCAAAUAUAUCAAUAUAA